GCGGCUGCUCCCUGCUGACUGGGGUGUGGGCGGGGAGCGGCGGAGGCAGGAGGAGGUGCUGCUGGCCGCCGCGGUUGCCUCCGCUGCUGGGCGCCUGGGCAGCUCCCGAGGGUUCUGCGGCCGCCAUGGACGAGCAGGCGGGUCCCGGCGUCUUCUUCAGCAACAACCACCCGGGCGCCGGCGGUGCCAAGGGUCUCGGGCCUCUGGCGGAGGCUGCCGCGGCCGGCGACGGAGCGGCUGCAGCGGGGGCGGCGCGAGCCCAGUACAGCCUCCCUGGGAUCCUGCACUUCCUGCAGCAUGAGUGGGCCCGCUUCGAGGUUGAGAGAGCCCAGUGGGAGGUGGAGCGGGCGGAGCUGCAGGCCCAGAUUGCUUUCCUUCAGGGGGAAAGAAAGGGUCAAGAAAUUUUGAAGAAGGAUCUUGUGAGGAGGAUCAAAAUGCUGGAGUAUGCUCUUAAACAGGAAAGAGCCAAAUACCACAAGUUGAAAUAUGGGACAGAAUUGAAUCAGGGAGAUAUGAAGCCUCCAAGCUAUGAUUCUGAUGAAGGUAAUGAAACAGAGGUACAGCCACAGCAAAACAGCCAGUUAAUGUGGAAACAAGGUCGACAACUACUCAGACAGUAUCUACAGGAGGUGGGUUACACAGAUACCAUUCUAGAUGUGAAAUCUAAACGAGUGCGAGCUUUGUUGGGCUUUUCAAGUGAUGUCACUGACAGGGAAGAUGACAAAAAUCAGGAUUCAGUUAUAAAUGGCACAGAGGCCGAAGUUAAAGAGACGGCAAUGAUUGGAAAAUCCGAGUUAACAGAUUCUGCCUCCGUGCUGGAUAAUUUCAAAUUCCUUGAAAGUGCAGCUGCAGAUUUCAGUGAUGAAGAUGAAGAUGAUGACAUUGAUGGAAGAGAGAAAAGCAUCAUUGAUACUUCAACAAUUGUUAGGAAAAAAGCAUUACCUGAUAGCAGUGAAGAUCGAGAUACAAAAGAAGCUCUAAAGGAAUUUGACUUCUUGGUUACAUCAGAGGAAGGAGACAAUGAGUCUAGAAGUGCAGGCGAUGGAACAGAAUGGGAAAAGGAAGACCAGUGUCUCAUGCCUGAAGCCUGGAAUGUGGACCAGGGAGUAAUUACCAAACUCAAGGAACAAUACAAAAAGGAGAGAAAGGGGAAAAAGGGGGUGAAGAGAAAAACUACCGAAGAUCUGUUUCAGCCUCUAUCCUAUAUAAAACAGUCAAAACAGGGAUGUGGGAGAAUGAAGAAUCAAAGCUCAGGGCCCAAUAGGUCAAAACUACAAGAUAUGCUUGCUAAUUUGAGAGAUGUUGAUGAACUUCCCUCAUUGCAGCCAUCUGUGGGUUCACCUUCCAGGCCCACCAGCUCCAGGCUUCCUGAACACGAAAUAAAUAGGGCAGAUGAAGUGGAAGCACUGACCUUUCCUCCUUCUUCUGGGAAGUCCUUUAUCAUGGGAGCAGAUGAAGCCCUUGAAAGUGAACUGGGACUUGGAGAAUUGGCAGGCCUUACGGUGGCCAAUGAAGCAGAUUCACUAACUUAUGAUAUAGCAAACAAUAAAGAUGCACUGAGGAAGACAUGGAACCCUAAGUUUACAUUACGAAGUCACUUUGAUGGCAUUCGAGCCCUUGCUUUCCACCCCAUUGAGCCUGUUUUGAUAACAGCAUCAGAGGAUCACACACUGAAAAUGUGGAAUUUGCAGAAAACAGCCCCAGCCAAAAAGAGUACUUCUCUUGAUGUGGAGCCUAUCUAUACAUUCAGGGCUCAUAAAGGUCCAGUGCUUUGUGUGGUAAUGAGCAGCAGUGGUGAGCAGUGUUACAGUGGUGGUGCUGACGGACUGAUCCAGGGCUGGAAUACCACCAACCCCAACAUCGAUCCCUAUGACUCCUAUGAUCCUUCUGUGUUAAGAGGCCCUCUCCUCGGCCACACCGAUGCCGUCUGGGGCUUGGCUUACAGUGCAGCCCAUCAGCGCUUGUUGUCGUGCUCAGCAGACGGCACUCUCCGUUUAUGGAAUACAACUGAGGUUGCUCCAGCCCUAAGUGUAUUUAACGAUAAUCAAGAAUUAGGAAUCCCUGCCUCUGUGGAUCUAGUGAGCAGUGACCCAAGCCAUAUGGUAGCAUCAUUCAGCAAAGGAUAUACAAGCAUCUUUAACAUGGAAACGCAACAGCGCAUUCUCACUUUAGAAUCCAACCUAGAUUCAACCAACUCUUCUUGCCAAAUAAAUAGAGUCAUCAGCCAUCCCACUCUUCCCAUCAGCAUCACUGCUCAUGAAGACAGGCACAUCAAAUUCUAUGAUAACAAUACAGGCAAACUCAUCCACUCCAUGGUAGCCCACCUAGAAGCUGUUACAAGUCUAGCAGUUGAUCCUAAUGGCUUGUACUUGAUGUCUGGGAGUCAUGACUGUUCAAUACGUUUAUGGAACCUAGAAAGUAAAACGUGUAUCCAAGAGUUUACAGCUCAUCGGAAAAAGUUUGAAGAAUCCAUUCAUGAUGUAGCUUUCCACCCAUCCAAAUGCUAUAUAGCCAGUGCUGGGGCUGAUGCACUGGCUAAAGUCUUUGUAUGACACAAUGCAUCAUCUUCACCUUCUAGCUCUUUAUAAAUAAUCAACUGCACAAAAGAGAUACAGAAGACCAGGGCAAGAAUCAGCCUAUCCUGCCCUUUUGUUCUGCUGAAGGAGCACAGAGAACAUUUGUUAAAGUAUAGUUUUGCAAUUCGUAUACUGUUUUCUAAAACUAAGGUUUGUUCAGGUUGCUGCAAGCUCAGCUGAAUCUGUGAGCCUGAAAACUGUUUCAAAUUUUCCCCCAAAUAGGAGCUUUUAUUUCUGAGGUUGUUCUAAUUCGCUAGGCAGGCCUGAGCGAACGUAAGUUUGGCUUGUCCCUGUUGAGUAAAUAGGGCAUGCUAUAAGGGAUAAUUAAAAAGCUUGAUGACUGGGAAUGAGUAGAAGAAGAACAGAAAUUUAGACCUAGUUCUCCCCUGAGAAAUCUUGUUAAAUACAUUAGGUAGUCAAAACAGUAAUCUUGACCAUAUCUACUGUACUAACCCCUAUGUGCAUAAUGACCAGGCAGUGUUCAAAUGAGUUUUUAAUUUAGCUCUCCUUUCAUCUGUGCACAUAAAGCACCUGGCAAAGCGUUUUACCUAUUAAGGGGGAAAAAAAAGGAAAUGCAAUAAUAUGUUAAAUAUAUUAUUAUUCAGAAAUACUAAACAAAUAUUUAGUUUGUAAGCAGAUUUCUAUAUUGUAUUACAUUUUUGAAAAUAGAUUUGGUACCAUUGUAAAGUUUAGCUGUCAAAAAGAGUCACCAUUAUGAAUAGUUGAUAGAGUCUGCUUUUACUAAAGGAUUUAACUUAUUCAGGUUUGAGAUUCUGUUUAUUUUUAAGGGCAAGCAGGGCAUAUCUUUAUAAUAAUUUCUGUUAAUUUUAAAAAUUCACUUUAUUCAUGUGAUAUUUAUAGUAUCAGAGUGGUUAUCUCAUAUUAAUGAAAUCUUACCUUUCAGUGGUUUGAAAAGACGGAAGUUAUCUGUGAGUACUCAUUUGUCAUAACCCACAUACCAUGCUUCAGAUGACCUCUUGCUCUUUCUUUGUCUCUCACAUUCAAAUUAUCUGACAUCUACCAAAACAGUUUGUAAUUAUUAUGUUUUAACAGCCCAAAGGGCUUGGUUAAUGUCAGAUACCUCCUUUUGCAGUAAAGCCAACUAUUUUGUACCCCAGAAGUCCUCCAUUAAUAUAUCCAAGAAUGGGAGCCCCCCUGGAAAUCUGGAUGGAAGAGUUCAGUGCAUAACCUUGGCUAAAGAGUUCUUUUUCUCUUUCCCUGCCCCUACCCCUCCUCCAUUCUUUAAUUGGAAUACAUAGCAUGUUUUAAUAGACAGUGUAUCGAUAUCGUUUCUGGGGAAAACUGUCAUAAAGGACCAGGCUUCCCUGAGCUCACCUAGCCUGUGACCCACAUGUGGCCAGCUCUUGGUAUUCCCCAUGACCCCACUCUUUGGACCUAAUGUAUAGUACCUCAUCCCUACAACUGUCUCACCUGUCUUCACACUCUCUUGUUUGCCCCAAAUGUCAGAGACCAAUUAGAAAUUAAAAAUAAAUUACUAAUGCCCAACGUUUCAGCAAAAUGUAUGUAUGAUAGUUCUCAGAUUUUAAAAAUACAUAUCCACAAAUAUUUUAAUCUUUUAAUAAAAUUACUACAUUCCUCUCCCCACAUAAUCCAUUGUCAUAACAAUGACACCUCUGAUGAUAUGUAUAUCUACUCCUUGAAAACGUAUUCUGGCGGUGAUAUGGAUAGUAAUUGACAAUAUUUCUUUAAAAUUUCUGUUUUCUGCCUCUCAGAGUUUUGAAGUAUACAGGCAGAUUUUCUUUAAAGAUGUGUGCUAGGUUUGCCUGAUUGAUAUACAGAUAUGCUUUAGUAUUUUGACUCAGCUACCUUUUCAUUUCAUCUGUGCUUUGGUUAACAGUGGGCUCAGGGGACUCCUUUGUAUAAUCAAAUGAAUUGACCUGGACUUGAGCUACCAGGUGAACAUUUAUAUUAUUCCCAUGCAGAUAUAGAAUUACACAUUUUGUUUGGUGCAUUCCUCUUUUGGUUCUUCAAUGAGUGAAAAAAUGGUGUUGCUGACCUAACAUUUAUAGAGGGAUACUGGAAAAUUCCAGUCAGGUGCCCUUACUUGGCAUAUUUAUGACAGAUUAAGCUAUUGUUCUACCAGUUACUGCUUUAAUUACCUCUCAAGGUCUUCAGUGCCUGCUUUACUUAUGCCACUGAAAAUUCUCAAAACCAAGACAUUCUCUUCCCCUGCAUUUUAUACCUCAUGGUUGAAAUUUUUCUGUUAGUGAGUGGAAAAUGACCAUGAGAAAGGUAGACUGUAGUGCAAAUGUUGGAACUGUUGAAAGUUCUUUAGCAAGCCAGUGCGUGCCAUUGGAAACUGUACACAGAAACAGAGAUUUUUCUCCACUAGCACUGUGUGAUCUCAGCCCAGAAAUGAGCCAAAGCUGUCUUCCAACCAGAUAGAAGCAUAGACAUGCGUCUGAUUCCCCCCCCCAGCCUACAGAAAAUUUAAUGAACAUCCACAAUAUGAACAAAUUCAAGAUUCAAACAGUCAUUGAAAUGCUUUCAUAGUGCUUGGUUUGUAAAUAUUUUGGAUGAAAUAUAUUGGGAUAGUAUGAAAAUCAGCAGGAGAUGUGGGUCCCCUGCCCUAUUUUCAUAUGCUGUGGAUACAUCUCUGGGAGCUUGCAGCACCCUUCUCAAAACCCAGAUGUCAUAUGGAGCUCAUUUGCUACUCGAACCCUAGACAGAUAUUUAACAUAAGUGAUAUAAUGACCUUCAGUAUUUUUCUAUUGAACAAGUUUAGCAAUUUUUGCCAUUAAACAGAUAAUUAGUUAUGCAAAGUAUUUAGCUUUUAUAAUCAUUUUAGUUAUGACUAAAAGGGGGGAAAUUAUGCUGCAUCACUGAUAAUGAACUUUGUGAAAAAUUUUUUGUUUAUCUUUCAUUCCUUCAGUAUUCUUGCUAUAAAUUUCUUUUGGAGAUAAUGAUAAAGAUUUAUUUGAAAAUGUCUAAAAUGUAUGUAUAUUUUAUAAAUAUAUAUUAUAUAUAUUGUAAGAAUAUAUAUAAUAUAUAUAGACUAUAUAUAUAUACAUAUAUAUGUAUGUGUGUGUGUGUGUGUGUGUGUAUAUAUAUAUAUAUAUAUAAACCAUAGGUGCAUUUUACUGUUUUGUAUUUUUGUUUUUAGAAGUAGUAUACACCGCAGUUAAUGAUGAGUAUGAUGAGUGUUGUGCUGUUUGCUUCUGCAGUAUAAUAUAUAGUUCUAAAUGUUCAAAUUACUGUAUAUAUUAUAUUCAUUAUAGGCUAGCAUGCUUGUUUUAAAGACUGUCAUUCUAGUUUAUUAAAAUCUGAAUGUAAGAAAACCUGGCUAUUCAAAUGUGAAUUGAAAAAUAUUCCAUUCUCAGUACUGAACUAUUUCCAUUGAACAUUCAGGAUUUUUAACAAAACAGAUAUCAUCAAGAAGGCAAUAGCUAGAGAAUGAGAGGUGCCUUUAAAAUAAAAUACAAAUGCAGCCUUACAGUGAGGAUGAGGAUUGAGUUGGGGGGGUGGGGGGUGGGGGCUGUGAGAGAGAGAGAGAGAGAGAGAGAGUGUGUGUGUGUGUGUUUGCUUGCCAAUCUGUGACGGUCCUGAUUUGUGACCAUCAAUGUCUUCAAUGUAUCUGCUCAACUUCUAGGAUUUCAGGGGACAUUUCAUGCGUUGUCUUUGUGCUCUUCUGAGCACCACAUGUAUUUCCAAGGAUUUUGAAUGUGAAUUCCUAGAAAUUUCAAUAGAGAGGAAAAAUAACUAUUCUUUCACUAUAGUCAAGUUCAGGUAAAAGGAGAAAUUAUUGGUUCACCAAAAUGAUGGGCUCUCUUAAAUGUUGGCUAAGUAAAUUAAUUUUUUUUAAAUGUGAUUUUUAAAGGCCCUCUUUUUUAGGACUUCAUAUAUUUCCCUCCUACACAAGAGCAUGUCAUGAAAUUCUUAUGUGAUGAAGAUUCAACUAGUAAAAAUUAUUUUUAAACACCUGAACUAGUUAAAAUACCACCUAAGAAUAGUGUUUAAAUGACAUCUUUCAUAUCUACCUCUUUGUCAUUGCUGCCAUUUUAACUAAAGCAAAUCUUUGACAUCUGAAAAUGAUGAUUGGAUGCAAUUUAAAAAUCGAUGUUGGUGCUUUUCUCAGGCUUUGUCAUUUAAGUUAUAUUGAACUAAAAUGUCACAAAUCAGAUUGAAAGACUUAAGAGUUUUGGUUUUCCUUUGAAAGAACUUAAAAUUUAUCAUCAAGGUUGAUAGUGAGUGGAUAUAGUUAAUCUCUGGUUAGUAUAUGUCUGUGAUAUUUUCAACCAAGAGCCAAACUGUUACUGAAUUUACAUGGAAAAAGAGCUCUAAGUACAGUUUUUUUCAGCUUACUUUAUUCUUUGACUAUUUCAAGGCUAUUAAGUACAUAAUCAUUACUUUUAUUUACUUAGAAGUUGCCUUUGUUACUAUGUUAUUUGUGUAGUUAUUUAUAUAAUUGUAGUACUUUGUGUUUGACACUGGGAUUCAGGUUGUACAAAAGUAGUAGCUGAAAAAAAUUAUAUGUCUAUUUUUGUGAAAUGUAUCAUUUCCAGAAGUUUCUUUUAAGGGAAGGUCCAGAAAACAUGUCCAUCUUUAAAAACAAAGGCCAGGCCAUUGGUAAAUGAUUUUAAUCAUUUUUACUUUCAGCACUGAAAGUUUUUUAAUUGGCCAUAUCCAUCAUCCAGCUGGACCUCCAUGUCAGUGUCAGGGACACCAGAUUGACAAAGUAUUUACCGGAUUGCAUCAAUUUUGUUUUUGCUUUUGUUCCAUAUUUGUUUUUGUUCUUAAUCUUAAAAAAAAAAACCAACAAAAAACCCCCCACAAAUUUAGGCCAAACAGAGAUCCCUAGAUUCCACUUGUUUAUUCUAGCAGUAUUCCUAAAGUGGUACUUAGGGGUCAGAAUUUUCUGCAUCUUUGCUAGUCAAGCUUAGAUUUUAUUUAACUGGGACCACAUGUGCUUGUCAUCCCUCUGAUGCAAAUUAGAAAGUUCAUUUUAAUUUAGAUUAACUUUAAUGUCUGCCUGGAUUUUUAACAGGCUGUGAACCAGUGAGUGCCUUGUUAAAGUAGAAUGAUUUUUCCCUGGUUGUUAGCUCCUUUCUGAUAAUGUCUCAGAGAAUGGUAUUUUAGUUGACUGGUACAGAUCUGCUAAAUUCGGUAUUAUCAGCAGUCAGAAAGCCUUCAGUCUACCACAUACCUCCCGCCCUACUUUCUUCUCAUUGUUUGGCUGAAGUUUGCCUCUUGUGAGAAACAAAUACAACCCCCCUCUCCACAAACUUUUUUUCAAUCCAAAUUAAGAGAUAUCCCCCACACCCAUUCCAACUAUAUGAUCUAAUAUGUUUUUAGGAGGAACCACUUCUUUGUAAUCCUGAAAUCUACUGGUUACUUUAUGUCUUCUCAACUUCAGUUUACUAGAGCUGACUUCAGGGCAUCAUCAGUUCAGUUUCCUAAGUAACUCCUUUUCUCCACACACCCAAUUCCCCACCCCCCAACUGGUGAGCCCUGGACCAGAUUGUUUGAUCUUCAGGUAUUUUUAAAUUCAGUUAUAUCAAUUAAUGUAAAUUAAUCCAAAUGCUAAUUUUUGUGGUGCAAGAAGUUUCUUUUGUAAAUUCAGGGUAUGGAUAAGCUAAUUAAGAUAUCUUUUUUGGUGGCUCUAAGUGUAUUAUUUGUUUUUAAAUAAAGUGUACAAAUAUAGAUAAUGUGCUAUAGGUGUCUCAUGAAUUGAAAUAUUUUGGAAUCUAGUGGAUUUGCAGUUAAAAUAAUACAUCUUGAUUUUGUGUUUUUGGUGGGGGGGUGGGUAGGAGAGGCAUGCAGAGAAAUAAAAGGGGUGUAAGACAAAGUAGAUGUGAGUCCAAAGUAAUGGAACAGUCUUAAUUAUUGAUUGUGAGAAAGGUAGAGAAAUUUAUCAUUAUAGAGUUUGAACCUUUGGAAAGCCAGUAAAAUUAAAUAAAAUACUCCAUAAGAUUGGGUCAGUGAUACUUUCAGGGACACAUGCGUAUAUUUUCAAGUGUUCAGUUACAUAUUUUUUAAAAAUUAAAAUGUGUUUCUAUUUUUUGUUUGGCUAUUUAACAAACAUAAGCCUUCCCCUUCCCCUUGCUUUUUCAAAUCAACAUUAUUUCUCAAAGGCUUUCUCUGCCCACAAUUCACAAUCUCUUUGUUCCAAUCUGAAGCCAUAAUGUUAUGUGGAAUCUAAGAGUGUCCUUGAAACUAUCUGCUGUUCUUUGAUGUUCUGUAUGCUUCUGUAGUAGUGAGUGUUAUAUCCUUUGUCAUGGACACAUUUUUCAGUAGUGUCAGAAAUAUCCCUUUGUCCCUUUUAAUGAGAACUGAGACAUUUGCUGGAGUUAUUUUAGAGUAAUCCGGUUCAGAAGGUCAGGAGGAUGCUAAAUGUUUUUACAUGGAUUGACGGACACUCUGGGGUACUCCAGAGUGGUAUUCUGACCUGCAUUGGAUUUCCCAAGACCAUUCCAGAGCUGUUCUGGCACCUAGGGUAGUCACCAGGAACACUUAGGAAUCUAGCAGCACUAUUUAACGCAAUCACUGUAACCAUGAAGCGUCCCUCCACUUGUUACUUCUUAGUUACACCUGUUGCUUACAGUGAUCAGGACACUCCAGUUUUAUGGGUAAGCACUGACCUGCAGGUCUGAAAAUUGAAAUCCAUAUUUUCUGGAACACAAUUUUUAGUAUAUUUUAUAUACUUUCAAAACCAAACAAUUCAAAACCCACCAUACAGAAAAUGAUUCACUUUGUUUCACUUAGCUCCUACAACUCUAAGCCCUUCCUUAAUCCUGUUUAGACUAAAGGUAAUGGUGGCCUCAGUCAGACUUGAAGGAUCUAUUUGAGUCAACAAAAUCUGCAAUAUCCUGCUACCAAGAAGGGCCUGUUUUGUAGAAAAUUUUCUUGUCCUUGAUGAUUUAGCCAUUCACCUUACAUUGAAGGCUGGUCCAGAUGCUAACUCCACAUUGAUUUUUCCUGUGUUCCUCUUUAAGAGAGAGAUAAUUAAUCCAGUAAUGUAAAGGAGAACCCACAGUAAAACAUCUGUUAAAUACACUUGGAGUACUAGAAUUAGUAUUCUUAAUUCAUGUGCCAAAAUUUUCUGUGCUCUCUUAAGAUCCAGUAUAUAUACCAGCUUCCCAAUCUCCAACCUCAAACCAAAGGUAUUUUUGAAUUACCUCAUAUAAUAACACCAUCAAAUUAAGGGUAAUGGUAAGGGAAACCCAUCAUUCACAAAUGAAAUUUCCCAACCUGAAAAACUUCCUUUAAUUAAAAAAAUUUAAAAAAAAACUGCAUGGAAAGCAAAGAAGAUGUUUUAAGGAUUUAUUUGAGAGAGAGAGUGGGGGAGGGGCAGAGGGAAAGAAUCUCAAGCAGACUCCCUGCUGAGCACGGAGGACUUGGGGCUUGAUCUCCCGGCCCUGAGAUCAUGACCUGAGCCAAAAUCAAGUCAGACACUUAACCGACUAAGCCACUCAGGCACCCCAGAAAGCAAAAUUUUAUGUUAAGUAGGAGUUGUAAAAACAAGCAACUUGUGACUUAGAUGUGCUGAAAUGUUAAAGGAUACUGAUAUCUGGCUACUUCCUGAUGGAAGUGGGACCAAGGCAGUAAUUUUUCAUAAAUAAACAAGAUUAACUUACGUUAGAGCAAAAGAAAUCUCAUCAGAAAGUUUACUUUGGGUUCUGGCUAAUUUGGGUGAGAGUGUGGGGAAAAAAGCACCAUACCAAGAAGGAAAAGCCGCCAGAUACCUCUGCAAUCUGGACCCACCACCACCCAUUGUCCUUCUUCCUCUUUAAAUGGCCUGGAACAAUGACCUCUGAGAUCUUUUGACCUACAAAAGUGAAUGGUUCCAAUUCUGGCUUGUCAUUGGUCCUUGUUACCUAAAUUAAAGAUCUGUACAUCAAAAGUUAUUCUAGAGCCCCCUGGUAAAGUAUCAGACAACAUAGUUUUUAUGAUAUUUUAGGAAGCCGUAUUAACAUAGGCACAGGUAUGUUAUACCAUUUGCAUAUGUCAGAAUGAAGACCAGACAUGUAAGAAUGUUCUCAUGUGGCCAAGUGAUAAUCUCACGAAAAGACUGGAGAAUUAUUUUUAUAGAAUGAAUUCUGUUUUGAAUGAUUUUGACUAUGCUUUUAAAAGCACUUAAAAAUAUAUUUGCGGGGGCGCCUGGGUGGCUCAGUCGUUAAGCGUCUGCCUUCGGCUCAGGUCAUGAUCCCAUGGUCCUGGGAUCAAGCCCCACAUCGGGCUCCCUGCUUAGCGGGAAUCCUGCUUCUCCCUCUCCCAUUUGCCGUGCUUGUGUUCCCUCUCUUACUAUGUCUCUCUCUGUCGAAUAAAUAAAAUCUUUAAAAUAUAUAUAUAUAUAUUUGCAUAUUUUUCUACAGACUUUUGAGCCCAUGUAUUUCUGAAUAUCCUGUUGGAAUAACUUCAUUCAUUGUGUAUUUUAGAAAAAAAAUUCGUUGGUCUCACAUCUCUUGACAGUCAUUUAUGAGUAACACUCCUGAUACAGUACUCAACUGCUAUGUAGACAAGUGGUAAAUGUCUCCAUAUUUUGACUGCCUGGAAAAGCACUAUGUUUGUACAUAGUUUGCAGGUCAACAUGGAGACUUACGUAUUUCAUACAUGUUAAAAUUAACAUGUAUAGCAUGUAAAAAAUGUUAAUUAGCAAUGUCCCCUCAGAGCUAUCAGCGUUAAGGUUAGAUUCUGCCGGUUGCCAUUCACGAGUUUUGAAUCAGCUAAAAUACCACUUAAUUCAUUUAAAUGGAAACUUUGUUUUUCAGUGAAAUAGUACCUGUUCAGUUUCCUUGUAGAUCUCAGGGUCAGAAGAAAGGCUUUCUACCAGCUCUAAAAUAUUCAGGCUUUCUUUUACUCAUUCUGGUCAGCUUUUUAAACAAGCAAGACAAUAAGCUCCUAUUUCUCAUAUUCUACAAUACGUGGAAUACACGUCUAAUGAUUGCAAUUAAAAAAAAAUAAACCUGGCAAGCAGAUUGUUUUUUCUCCUUAUAGGAACAUCAUUGCUUUCUGGAGGCAGAAAUGAUUUUACUUUUGAAAUCGAAGGUUAGAGAUCCAUGCAGUUUUGUGUCCUUGAUGUACGCAAGUUACAUACAGCUUGCCUCUGCAGAUAAACACAAAUUUUGUGUGAUUUUUAAAAAUUAUUUUGGAAGUGCAAAGACUAGCAAGGAAGAUGUGAUAAGUUUAUUUUAUAUAUUUCAAAAUCUUGUGGAUUUUUUUGUGGUAUGGGCAGCAGGUAGUGAUGAGCCUUACUAUGAACGCCUUAUACCAUCCUCAACUCAGACUGUAAGUAUCACUCACUGUUACCUAACGAACUAAAAGCAGUUAAUGAUUAUUUGUUUGCUUCAGUGUCUGUAAGCUCCUCACUUGUUUUUCUUAUAGUCCCCUUAGCACCUCUCCUGGUGCCUUACCAUACAAAAAGUACUCAGUAACUAUUUGUUGGGUGAGUAAUCAGCACAUUUUCAAAACUCUGAAUCUAUCCAGAUCUUCAAAGACAAAGAAAAAAGAGUCCUCUCCGCCAGUCCCUAGCCAAUCGCGAAUGUAUUUCGAUCUGUGAAGCUGAUCCCAAGAGGGAGGUCUGCACCCUAACUAGGGGGGAAUUUGGACCUCACCUGGAAGGUGGCAACAGAAUGCCAAAGGCACCCUCCCGCUGCUGCACACUUCCAGUCCUGCCUUGCACUGGAAUUGAGCAAAGCAUGUGGGGGAAGAUGAGGCAUGUCUGAACCCUGCUAUGGGGCCCCUUCUUUCCCUCACCUCCGCAGCACCACCCCGCUGACCUCUGCUCCCCGCUGGGGCCACUGCUGCAGUCUGGAACCUCGACCUGCCAGGACUGUCUCGGGCCCAGGCCAGGUCCACCACUCUUGUCUUGUGACCCUCAGAUGGUCCUGCUGUUCCUAACUGGCUGGGUUUUUUUUUUUUCCCAAAGAAGUAGGAAGUUCCAGCAGAAGAUUGUCAAGAAAGGCAUUCAUCUGGGGAGCUUGCCUUGAAUUGGGAGAAUCUAGGACAAAUCCCUCAGGAUGUUUUCAGGGCUGCUUUUUGUCCAGAUCAUUUGAUAGUAAUUAUCUAAAUGUUUAUUAACUCGCCCCGGGAGAGCUUGUGUUGUCCGGGUUCACUGCUACCGCUGUACCAGGGUCCAGGUGGCGUGCGGCCUUGAGCUGCAGAGCUUAACUGCUUCAGGAGUCAAAGAGUCAAGUUUAGAGACAGACAAUUUAUAUAUAACAAUCAAAUGACUUAUUAAUAGAAUCAUCAACAGAGUAGUGAAUUGUGUGAGUGUGAAAUAUUAAAUCUCAAUGUUAAACCCUUGUAUUAUGUAAGAACUAUUAUCUCUUCUAAUUAUUAAAAUAUUCUUUUAAGAUCAGUACAGCACAAAGGAAGGAACAGGAUUUUGGCCUGGACACAGGACAUUUAUUGUCAGUGAAACUGUAGUCAAGCUAACUCUUGUGAGUUGAUUUCUCAUCUGUGAAAAGGAGAUGAUAAAUCUACCUGAUAGAUUGAUUUGAGAUAAUAGAUACAAAACACCUGAUAAAAUGUUGGGCAGUAAUAAACAUCCAACAAAUAAUUAUUACUCCCUGCAUUCAUACUUCUUGUCACGUAAUUCUCUCACACUCCUGAUAACUUCUAGAAUAUCAGGUAUUUAGGAGAAACAAGGUUAAAAUGAACAUCAAGAGUAGCCCUAAAGAAGAAGUUAUACAUAAAAUAUUACUUUCCUCAAUAUUUGAGUGACUGCUAUGUGCCAGGCCAUUCUAGGCGCUGGCGUUCAUCAGCAAACAGACAAAAUCGUUUACCUGAUGUGGCUUACAUUCCAGUUGGGGAAAACAACAAAUAAUACAGGUAAGAAAUACAGAAUAUUAGUGGUAAGUGCUAAGGAUAAAUAAAGGGAAAGGAGAUGUUUCUCAGACGUAAAAAGUAAUACAAUUUAAAUUAAUACGAUUAAUUAAAAGAGCAACACAAGGGGGGCCUGGCUGGCUCAGUUGGAAGAGCAUGCUACUCUUGAUCUUGGGGUCGUAAGUUUGAGACUUAUGUUGGCUCUAGAGAUUACCUAAAUAAAUAAGAACUUGAAAAAAAGAGCAACAGAAAAGAGCAAUAAGUAAUGAAGACCAUAAUAGCAGAACUCAUCACAUCCCACCAUACCAUUUCACUCCCACCCCCCGUGUAGUAAUAGCGUUAUAUAUGUCUCUAUUCUUGUUCAUACAAGUAUGUGUACACAAAUACUGCGUGGAGUUUUGUCUUACUCUACAUGUUCUCUGCAACUUGCUUUUAAAAUUUAAUGUAUAUUUUGAGCAACUUACAAGCCUAUACAUACAUAGAUUUCUUUUAAAUUCCUUAAUAUACACACAUAAAUAAAAAGAUUUUUUGGUGGGUCUGUUUGCUUUAAAUAAAUGAGAUAAUACAUGUCCUCUGCAUCUUUUCUCACCCAACAAUAUGUGAUAGAAAUUCCUUCAAGUCUAUCUUAUAGCUGCUAUUUCAUUCUUUUUAAUGAUGAAUACUCUGAUGAUGUCUUAAACUUCUUCCAUAAUCAGUGGGCAUUUACUACCAGAUUUUCACUAUUUUGGUAAUUGUACCUGUGCACAUAUUCAUGACCAUGAUGGUUUCACUCCUACGGAAUAGAGUCCCUGCAGUAGGAUUGCUGGGUUGAGAGAUAUGUAGAUUUAACAUUUUUUACUAAGUAUUAACAGAUUGUUUCCCAAAAAGGCUGGAACAAUUUAUAUUUUCAUCAGUAAAUGUACAGUAUAAAAAUGCCCUUUUUAUACCCAGAAGCAAUAGCUUUUGUAGCAUUAAAAAAAAAAAAAUGAGAAGAAAAAAGACUCUUGGUAUGUACAGUGAUUUCUCCAUAUUAUUUUUUUUUUCAUUUUCCUGAUUACUGUAAAUCUGCAUAACUUUUCAUAUGUUCUUUGGUUAUUUGGAUUUCACUCAUAAUUAAAUUACCUUUGGUAUUCGUUUUCUUUUGCUGUAUAACAAAUUACCACAAAUUUAGCAGCUUAAAACAAUACCCGUUUAUUAUUUCAUAGUUAUGUGGGUUAGAACUUGAAGUGGCCUUGACUGUGCCCUCUGUUUAGUGUCCGAUAAAGUGUGUGCCAGGUUGGGCUCUUAACUAAAGGAUCUGGGGGAAGAAUUCACUUCCAGGCUCAUUCAUGUUGUUGGCAGAAUUUCAAACCUUACAAUUGUAGGACAGUUGUAGGAUGGAGGUCUCUUGUUUCCUUGCUGGCUGUUAGCCAGAAGUUCUUCUCAGCUUUGAGAGGUUACUCUCCAGUCCUUGUAUGUAACGCUACCCCCCACCCCUGCCAUCUUCAAAGUUAGCAAGGAUUCAUCAGAUCCUUCUCAUACUUGACUGUGUUUUCUCUUCUGCUAUCAGCCAGAGAAAACUCUCUUGCUUUUCAAAGGGCUCGUGUGCCUAGAGUAGGCCCACCCAGAUCAUUUCUGUAUGUUAAGGACUAUUGGUUAGUAACCUUAAAUAACUUCCACAAACUCCCUUUGCUUGGUAAAUGUAGCGUUAUCAUGAGAGUAAACACCAGGAGCAAAGAUCACGGGGGCCAUCUUAGAAUUCUGUCUACCACAAAUAUUCAUAUUUUUAUUUAUAGCUUUACGUUUAUAUCUUUCUGUUGUGUUUGCCUUUUUAUUUUUUUAUUUAACUAGUUCAUAGAAGGUUUUUGUAUAUUACACAUAUAUAUUAAGCCUUUCUACUCUUGGUUGCAAACAGUUUUCCCAACUCUUGUAAGUUGUCUAUUGACCACUAAUAGUAUUAAGUACUUUUCCCAUAGAAAACUUAGCCAUUUGGAUUUUGCUCAUAAGGUGAAUUGCAUUAUUUGUAUCUUUUUAUUCACAUUGUAAGUUUUUAGUUAUUUUAUUUUUCACUCCAUUUUUAUUAAUAUUUUGCCCAUAUGUGCACUUUUUAAAAAAAAUUGUAAGUGCUCUUUCUACAUUAUAUGCAAACACUUCAUCAUAUUAUUUCAAAUUUUCUCCAAACUGUAAUUUGUUUACCAUAUUUAUAAUACCUUUUCCCAUUCAAAAUUUUAUAUUAGUAUAUACUCAAGUAUAUUAUUUUAUAAAAUAUGGACAUUUAUAAAUAUAUAAAAAUUUCAAAGUAUUCUGUAUUAAGGCCUUCACCCCUGGGUGGCAUGUGUAGUCUCCUAGAAUGGCUUAUGCAUUUUAUUCUUGGUUUUUAUUGUUAGUGUUUUUUUCACAUUUGUCUUUACUCUUUACAUUUGGAAUUUGUUUUUGUAUAGAAUGCAAGCUAUGGAUCCAACUGUACUUUCUUCUGAGUGGGUUGCCAAUUGUUCCAACACUUCUUAUCAAAUUAUCUUUUUCCAAUGAAACAAAAUACCAACUUUGUCAUAUAUUAAUUUUUCAUAUAUAAUGAGAUUUCUCAAUAUACUCUGCUUAUAGUACUCUAUAUAUGGCAAUAUCAUGCAUUUAAUUACAGUGACUCUGUUUGCAUACAAGGGCUUUAUAAAAUGGUCAGGCAGAGCUUUGUGUCACCCCACACUCCUGAACUACUGUUCUUUUUACUACUUUUCUUGGUUAUUAUCAAGCAUUUGAAGUUUGUGAUUAUUUUAUCCAAUUAGCGGUUGAAACUGCAUUAAAUGUAAAGAUUAAUUUUGGGAAAAUUGACAUGAUAUUGUCUUCUAAGAACUAACAAAAUUGUAUCAUUUUCUGUUUGCUCAGAUCCUGUCUAUAUCAUUAGUAAGAUUGAGAUUUGAGACUUAAGUCCUGUGUCUUUUUUUUUUUUUUUUUUUUUUUUUACUAAAUGUAGUCUUGUUCCUUAGUCUUUUGGUCAUUAUUGAGAAUGGAUUUUUUUCCAUUUCCAUUUCUAAAGGCUUAUUAUAAAUAAAAAGCUUUUGUGUGUGUAUGCUUACCUUGAAUACAACACGUUUAUUAUAUAUACUUACUAAAUUUUCUCAUUAAUUCCUGAAGUUCUCACUACAGUCUCUUGGGAUUUUUAGAAAUCUAAUGAUGACAGUCACAAAUGUAAUGACACUCAAACUCACAUAAUCACAAAAAUAACUUUUUUCCCAGUGUUUGAAAAAUUCUUUUCUUCUCUAGAAUCUUUAUUGUCUAGAAGCUCCAUUAUAGUGUUAAGUGAUAAUGGUGAUAGCAGGCAUCUCUGUGUGCUAUUGAUUUUAAUUGAAAUAGUUUGCGUAUUUAGCUAUUUUGAGUAUUUGUGUUGCUAUUUGGUAAAUAAUCUUCUUUAAAUAAAUUCUUUCCUGUUUUACCAAGAGAUUUUACUAGAAAUAGCUGCUGAAUUUUGUCAAAUGCCUUUUCAGCUUCUUUUGAUGUGUUUGGGUGUUACUGUCCUUUAAUCUGGUGACUAGCUAGAUUGUUUGUGGAGCUGCUGACGUUAAGCCAUUCUUGUCUCCUUGGAAUAAAACCUACUUGGUCAUAAUGUGUUAUUCUGUCUUUUAUAAAUCAGUUUUCCAGUUGCUAAUAUUUUAUUUAGAACUUCAGCAUGCAUAUUCCUAAGUGAGAUUGGUCUAUGGGUUUCUUCAGUGGACUUU
Messenger RNA from Mirounga angustirostris (Northern elephant seal), 17029 nucleotides. RefSeq names its product striatin (gene STRN). The record is from RefSeq and is a predicted model, not a curated record. The transcript is spliced from 19 exons. Gene Ontology annotation, cellular component: dendrite. Gene Ontology annotation, molecular function: protein-containing complex binding; armadillo repeat domain binding; protein phosphatase 2A binding. Lineage: Eukaryota; Metazoa; Chordata; Mammalia; Carnivora; Phocidae. The coding region runs from base 126 to 2552 and encodes 808 amino acids.